CAACCUCUCAACUGAACCUCCCCUGCCCAGUCUCAGAUAGUGGCCAUGGUGGUGUGAUUAAUAUUCCAUCAUCAAGUGAAGAAGUCAACAAGAUGAUCACGGAUUUGGAGAAAAUCUUCGACAGUCUCAAGAACACCGUCAGAAAAAGUCUCGAGGAUCGCGGGGUUCAAGUAAAGAGAGCUGCAGAUGUCCUGACAUCACUGUCUGCUUAUGAAGACGACAAUACCAGAAUGUUCGCUGAGAGCCAUGUGGGUGUUCUCUUCAAGGCUGCCGACAUCCCUGAACUGUUUGGAACUAUGAACUUCCACUGGAACUACCUCAAUCCCCCUCCCCUUGACCACCUGGUGAAAAUGUUUGAUCUCGACGAAGUUAAACCUCAGAUGGAGGCCUACAAGUUCCGUCUGCAGCAGUUCAGGAAGACGCCAUUAACUAUGUUCUGCCAGACACAGAAGAGAAAGAGACUAAAACCACCAGGAGAAUUCCGAGAGAUGGUUGCUGAGUUUGAUUGG
Geodia barretti is the source of this 509-nucleotide messenger RNA. The record is from the annotation of a GenBank genome assembly. NCBI's taxonomy places the organism in Eukaryota, Metazoa, Porifera, Demospongiae, Tetractinellida, Geodiidae.